AUGAGAAUCUUUGCAAUAUUAUUGGGCUGUGCCGUGUUGGUCCUUUGCCUGAUCAAGGAUAGCGAGGCGGUCGUCUGUACAUCGCCUGGUGUGCCGACCGACUGCGUUGAUUGCACGGAUGAGCUGAACGCAGAUGACGCAGAGUGCUUGGCCCUCACAACAACCACAACGGAGGCAGCAUCAGGAUCAGUGACAACAUCCACAACGGAGGCAACAGCUGCAACGGCUACAACAGUGCGUGGCAGACGCCAGCCCAGACGAAAGGUUGUCAGGUUGAUCAAUUUGCAGUACACGAAUGUCCGCCGCAUCAGAGUUAAUCGCAAUCGAGCACCUGCCGCGUCCUUCAAGAAGCGUCAAAAUAAAGCGCGUGUUGUGGUUGUGGGCUAA
Molecule: messenger RNA, 387 nt
Organism: Drosophila novamexicana
Lineage: Eukaryota; Metazoa; Arthropoda; Insecta; Diptera; Drosophilidae
Exons: 1
Coding region: 1-387 (128 amino acids)
Source: RefSeq, a predicted model, not a curated record